GCUACGGGUCUUGAACGAACAGAAUCAUUGGAAUUUCUUUGAGUUUUAUCCUGCUAUGGAGGCCUACAAUCCCAACCCCACCGUCUACAAAUCGGCAAAAACAAUUCGCAAAUCCGGCGCAAAGGAAGGCUCAUUAUGGCUCGUCGAGGACGAGGAGAACAUCGAGGACUCGGACGAAGUCGAGCCGCUAGACCAAGACGAGAUAUUCGACCUCAUCCGCUCGAUCACGGAUCCCGAGCACAAGCAUAUGACUCUCGAGGACCUCAUGGUCGUCUCUGCGCCGCAAAUACGGGUGGGGUCGAACCUCGUCGACGUCGAGUUCACGCCGACCGUCCCGCAUUGCGGUAUGUCGACCUUGAUUGGCUUGUCGAUCAGGGUGCGCCUGUUACGGAGUCUGCCACAGCGCUUCAAGGUGGAUAUUCAUGUCAAGCCUGGUUCGCACCAGAGCGAACAUGCCAUCAAUAAACAGCUGAACGAUAAGGAACGGGUUGCGGCUGCGCUAGAGAACCCCGCGCUAUUGAGUGCAGUGGAAGAUUGCUUGGCCAGCGCCGGGCUUCGCGGGGAGAGACUCGAGUAGCUGGCUGGACGUUGAGGCUGAGGUUGCUUGUACGGAUAGGAUUUGUAUCGAUAGCUUUUCUCGUGUGUAACAUGCAUAUGGCAUUUGGGAUAUUCAGAACCUGAACCUUGGUAUACAAAAUGGUUAGCUAAUCCGUAUAGUACUGCGCCAUAUAAUCUCUACAUACAAGUGUGCGUGCAGCGGGUAAUAAGGGAAUGUAAUAGAAUAUAGGUUCGUGCGGGUCUAGGGAGCGUGAAAUAGGUAUGGCAG
Gloeophyllum trabeum ATCC 11539 is the source of this 826-nucleotide messenger RNA. RefSeq lists its product as uncharacterized. Lineage: Eukaryota; Fungi; Basidiomycota; Agaricomycetes; Gloeophyllales; Gloeophyllaceae. Gene Ontology annotation, biological process: iron-sulfur cluster assembly. Bases 56 to 577 code for a protein of 173 amino acids. The transcript has 4 exons. The record is from RefSeq and is a predicted model, not a curated record.